Molecule: messenger RNA, 2373 nt
Organism: Closterium sp. Naga37s-1
Lineage: Eukaryota; Viridiplantae; Streptophyta; Zygnematophyceae; Desmidiales; Closteriaceae
Source: the annotation of a GenBank genome assembly
AUGUCGUGGCUGCGACUCGAUCCCACGCCGCGCGUCGUUCUGCUCGGCACGCACCCCUCGCUGGCGUCGGUGGCGGCGGAGUUUCCGAACCACGUAAGCGUAGAUGCUGACGUGGACACGAAUCUCGAAGGCACACCGUUGUUGAAUUCUGUCCUUGCGCGCAUCCAAGCCUUCGGCGCAGCGUCGUCCGCCGCCGCGUCGCCCCACUGUGACUUAGUCAUGCUAGUGGAUCCGGAUGUGCUCCUUUUUAACGACGUCUUAUUCGCGGCGCGCCGACUCGCGUCGCGAUUUUCCUCCUUCGUCAUGCUCUCGGCUCCCUGGGACGUCCACACCUUCCGCUUCUCGCUCGACCAACUCCCUCCGCACAUCCACCCUUCGUCCUCCGCGAAAGCCGGCGCUGUUUCCUACCGCUCCUCAGCCGAAUCUCGCGACAGGUUCCCCACCCACGUUGCUGCGCCCGCCCCGUCAAGCGGCGCUUUCUCCACCCGGCGCCGCCGAUCUGCGCGGCUUUGGGACAGCCCGGAUCAGGCGGACUCUGGCGAGGUCAACGGGGCCAACGAGGUCAACGAGCAGGAGAUACGAGACUACGUCCGCCAACGCGGGCAGCUGAACGUGGCGGCAGGUGCGACCGUCCUCAUGUGGAACCGUCCCGCGGCGCCGCUUCUCCAUCCCAGCGUCGCCAUCCCACCCUUCUUCCUCGGUCGCGGAAGCUACCUCCGCUGGCUCGUAGCGCGCGCCUCUGGCUCCCUCUCCGCCACCGCCGCCAACGGUACUGACCGUAACGGUGACAGUAACGUUACGGCGCAAGUUGGACGCGCCGCGACGGAGCAGGAGACGGCUGACGAGGCUGGCGUGCCGGCGGCGGCGUCGCGAGACGGCCAGGAGUCGCGAUUCGCGGUGGAUGCGACGGAUGCGGUGACGGCGGUGCGCGUGUUCUCCGCGUUGGACGCGCAGCGGGAGGCGCAGCUCGCCGUCGAGAAACGACAUCGCGGCGAAACCGGCGGCGUCGCCGAGAAUAGCGCCGGAACUGGCGGCCGGAAGAAGGCCGGAUUCGUUUCGCGGCUCGCGCGCUCGAUUUCGCCGCGGCAGGUUCCGCAAAGGCGGAGGCUUCAAGGCGGGGCGGAGAGCGCGCACGCGGGGAGAUCGCACCACAGCAGCGGAGGGUUACUAUCCGGCGAGUCGUCCUCGUUCGGGCAGGGAGCUCUGUGGCAGCCGCUGCCCGGGAAAAACGCGAAGCGGUGGGAGGUGUACGCGAAUGCGCACAUGGCGCGAGUUCAGCGGCUCGCUGGCGGUUCUUUGGGCCACGCGCCGUGGCGACUCGCUCCCUGCUUCGUGCCCGGAGCACCUCACGGCGCGGAUUCCGUUCUAUCCUCGUUGGAAGAUGAUUUCGCUCUGGGCCUAGAAGACAUGGGUGGGCUUCGCUUGCCAUCUUCGACUCAAGCUGAGCCAGCCGUAGCGAAAGAUAAUUCCCUGACUGCAGCUGCCGCAAAAGCUACACUUUCUGCUAAGAACGGCACUAUUCAGUCAACAAAGGGAAAGAAGUCCUUAUCGUUGGAGAAGAAGCAAGCUGAAGCGCGUACAACUGCGUUCUGGAGGGGUACUGAGGGCCUGCCGCAUUCGCUGGAGCAGCUGCUGCCGAUCGUUGCGGGCGAGCAGCAAGCAGUCAUCUUAUUAGCAGCAUCGUUUGAAGACAGAGAGGCUGCUUUGAACAGUAUUUGCAGAUUGCGCAACCUUGGGAUGGGCAACUACAUUCUGGCCGCGUUGGAUGCCCGAAUGUACGCAUACGCCUUUCUUCAAGGCAUCCCCGUGUUCAUGCACCAGGCAUCAAAUUCAAAUCAGUCCGCGAACGCUGCAUCAUCGAACGACCUGUCAUCAGCUUCCCGAUUGGCCGCAGUCGCCCCAGUCCUGAUGAUGCAGAUUCUCCGCCUGGGCUAUUCCGUCCUGUGGGCUGACAUCCACACAAUCUGGUUCUCCAACCCCCUUCCCCACCUCCUCUCCCUAGACUCCAACACUCUAGCCGUGCAAAGCAUGUCAUUGGACAUGCAUCAAGCACCCAACUCUGCUCGGACCAUCGGCGCGGGGGUCAUGUUUGCCCGGCCUUCCCACCUGUCUCUCAAGGCGUUGGCUUCGGUGGUGGCUUAUACGGCUGCUGUGCGAGCGGAGGCAGGGGAGGAGGGAGGGAGUGCGGGUGGGAGUGCGGCGGAGGGCGAGGAGGAAGUGGAGGAAGUGGAGGAAUACAGGGCGUUUCACGAUGUGCUGUGUGGCGAGGGCGGCAGAUUUAAGCUGGGGGGUGGUGGAGCAGGGAGAGGAGCAGGUGCAAAGACACUUCAUGAGGAGAUGAUGGGGGGUGCAAUUGAUGAGGCUCCGGUCUGA